AUUUCACGAAAUGUUUCGACAAACCAAAAACUUUUCCAAAACCUUGACAACACGAUGUCACCGGAACAAUUGAGAAAGGAGUGGUCAUGCACGAAUGAUCGUAGUUUGACCUUUGACCCCAGCAAGAUGACAAAGCUAUUAGACCACGAUAAUCAUGAAAUGAGGAAAAAGUUUCGUGAGUUCAUGAGUGACCCGGUAAUGACCCCUAGAUACGACAUUCCUUUGGCCGAGGAACGAGAGGUCGCGCUUCAACGCUUACAGAGGAUUUGUGAUGCAAAGUUUAUCUCCGUUACCGACUUUUGGACGAACCCACUUCGAAUAUUUGCCGCUCACGAAAUAUCGGCGAUCAUCGACCCAGCGAUGGCAACAAAGAUGACGGUUCAGUUUAACUUAUUCGGGGGUUCUGUCGUCAAACUCGGAACUAAACGUCAUCAUGAUCAAUUAAUUAAAGGCAUUGACACUUUGGACGACGUCGGUUGUUUUGGUUUAACGGAGCUUGGGUACGGGAACAACGCUGUGGAGAUGGAAACCACUGCUGUCUAUGAUAAGGAAAGCAAAGAAUUUAUCAUUAACACUCCAACGACGCUCGCUCAAAAAUAUUGGAUCACCAACGGAGCCGUUCAUGCGAAACAUAUCAUCGUGUUCGCUCAGCUUUUAAUCGAUGGAGACAACAAGGGAAUCCAUGGUAUUUUGGUUCGUAUCCGUGACGAUAAUAUGCGAAUCAUGCCCCGAGUGAGGGUUGAGGACAUGGGGCACAAGAUGGGGCUAAACGGGGUCGAUAACGCAAAGUUGUUCUUCGAUAAUGUGAGGGUGCCGAGGGAGAAUUUGCUGAACAGGUACUCAGACGUUGCUGAAGACGGAAGUUUUACGUCGUCCAUAGAUGGUGGUAGAGAUCGUUUUCUAACAGUUGCAGACCAAUUGUUAUCGGGUCGUAUUUGCAUUGCCUCUAUGUCGAUGGGAGCCGCUAAGGCGUGUCUCACCAUCGCGUUACGAUACGCUGCUACGAGGUUGACUGUUGGAAAGGGAGGAAGGUCGGAUACAUCUAUACUCACUUACCAGCUACAACAGCGCGCGUUGCUCCCUCUACUGGCGAGAACAUACGUGAUGAACUUUGCGCUCGACUACGUUAAAGACAUGUGGACGAAACAACAACUUAAUAAAGGCGACUCUAAAGGUCACGCGGAGGUCGUCACCCUUUGUUGCGUCAUUAAGGCCAUUGUUGGUUGGCACGUCGGUGAGGUUGCCACGGUUGCUAGGGAACGAUGUGGGGGGCAGGGAUACUUGAGUUGCAAUAGGUUCGGUUCUUACAUCGGUUCGUCGCACGCUUCAAUGACCGCUGAAGGCGACAACUCUGUGCUUAUGCAGAAAGUUGCGAAGGAACGACUCGCGAAAUUCAAGCCAAGAAUCCCCGAGAAAGUUGCUGAAGAUUUAUCGAACGAUGGAUACUUACACCACCUACUGGACGCAAGGGACAUGAUAAGAUUCUCGGAACUCGCUGUUAAGUUAAUGUCGGCCGGAAAGAAGGGAUUGUUUGAGACGUGGAUGCUCAAGGAAAGUGAUCUCGUUCAGGGUGCAGCGUUCGCUUUCGGGGAACUCCUGGUUUCUGACCAAUCGCAAGCCGUCCUUGAGUCAUGUGACGAUAGCUUGAAACCGAUGAUCCGUGAAAUCCGACGACUUUAUCUGCUCGACGCGGUUCAACGGGAUCUGGGAUGGUUCACCGCACACGAACUUAUAUCACCUCAAACCGCUAAACAGGUAAACGAGGCAGUAGCACAAAGUUGUCGUAUGUUGGCUCCUCAUUCGCUGGAACUUUGUGGUUCGUUCGAACUCACCGAUGAAAUGUUGUCGGCCCCGAUCGCGUUGGAUUGGGUGAAGUACAACGUUGGCGAUAACAGGGGCGAAGUCGAUCAUUCAUGAUGAUGUCAUAAUGUUAAUUCUCAGUUUAUGUUUUCUUUAAUUGAAGUCUUUGUUUGUUAUUGUGACAUCACAAUUGAUAUAUGAUGCAAUAAAUAAGAAACAAACAA
This is a messenger RNA of Ciona intestinalis (vase tunicate), 2024 nucleotides long. Lineage: Eukaryota; Metazoa; Chordata; Ascidiacea; Phlebobranchia; Cionidae. The record is from RefSeq and is a predicted model, not a curated record.